Thamnophis elegans (Western terrestrial garter snake) is the source of this 1858-nucleotide messenger RNA. Its product is annotated as RH-like protein. Gene Ontology annotation, cellular component: plasma membrane. The record is from RefSeq and is a predicted model, not a curated record. Lineage: Eukaryota; Metazoa; Chordata; Lepidosauria; Squamata; Natricidae. Gene Ontology annotation, molecular function: ammonium channel activity. Bases 136 to 1374 code for a protein of 412 amino acids. The transcript is spliced from 10 exons. Gene Ontology annotation, biological process: ammonium transmembrane transport; ammonium homeostasis.
UCUUAUCUCCUUCACAGCUUUCUCUUUUCUUUCUUUCUUUUUUUAAUCCAGUGGAGACUCACGGAAUGUUUGAACCAACGGGGCUGCAUUGAGGCUUGCCUGGUCCUUGUUUUGCUGCUUUUCUUUUAAGCCACGAUGUCUUCCCAGUAUCCUCCCAAUCUCCGGAUUCGUCUCCCUGCGCUCAUUCUUCUUUUGGAAGCGGCUUUAAUCCUUGUGUUUGGCUUCUUCGUUUCUUACGACCACAGUCAAAAUCUUGCAAGAGACUACCCAGUAUUUCAAGAUGUCAACCUCAUGGUGAUUUUCGGGUUCGCCUAUUUCCUGGCCUUCCUGCAGAGAUACGGCUUCAGCAGCAUCGGAUUCAACCUUCUCCUCGCUGCCCUCGGAGUACAGUGGGCCGUGCUUGUUGAUGGAUUCCUCUUUCACUUCUCAGCUGGGAAAAUCAGGAUAAACCUGCAAAGUAUUUUAACUGCCAUUAUGAGCAUCACCACAGUGUUGAUUUCAGCUGGAGCAAUACUUGGCAAAGCCAAUCUCAUGCAGUUGACCUGGAUGGCUAUGGUGGAAGUGACCGUCUUCACCGUCAACAGAUGGCUGGCUGUGAAUUUUUUGCAGAUCCAGAGCCAUGUCAGCAUGAUGCACGCCCACUUAUUUGGGGCCUACUUUGGCUUAAUGGUCUCCUGGACGCUCUACCACUCCUCACUGAGUCGGAAAGCUGAGAAGGAAAGAUCCAGGCCCGUCUCGGAUAUGUUUGCGGUGCUGGGUACCCUCUUUCUCUGGAUCUUCUGGCCCAGCUUCAACUCUGCUCUGAUCAUGGAAGAAGACAAAAAGUGGACCGCCAUCUACAACACCUACUUUGUCAUGGCUACAAGCACCAUUGCUGCCUUUUCUUUUUCAAUUGCAACCAGCAAAAAUGGAAAACUCAGCAUGGCUCACAUCCAGAAUGCUACGCUGGCAGGUGGGGUUGCCCUUGGCUUCUCCGCUUCCAACAUCCAACAGCCUUGGAUUGCAAUGGUUUUGGGUCUGGCAGCAGGCACAGUUUCUGUCCUUGGCAUGGCCUGUUUACAGAAACGCUUGGAUCCAGCACUCAAAAUCCAUGAUACUUCUGGAGUUCUUUACACUUUCGGCUUGCCCAGUUUGCUUGGAGGGAUAAUCCACGUUAUUCUCAUCCUAACAAACCACCACAAGAACCUCUCAGUACUUGGUUAUUCAGCUUUAAUUGAAGUUGGUGCACUCAGCUUGAGCCUAUGCCUCAGUCUAUUCAGUGGUCUACUUACAGGUCUCACUUUAACUUGCAAAUUAUGGAAAACACCUCCUGUCACAAAGUACUUCGAUGAUCAAGUUUAUUGGGAGUUCCCACACUUAGCUGUUGGAUUCUGAACACCAUCUUCAAGAGGGCAGCAAGUCACACAGCUAAGAGACUUUCUCUCUGAUGCCACAAGAAUGCAUGAAAAAGAGACUUAGUUGCUUUAUUAAAUUUGGCAGAAUAUUUGGUAAGCAUUUAGUAUAAAAUACUUGCUUGUAAGGCUAAAAUGAAUGCCAAGUGUUUCUUUUAAAAAUGUUUCUUUAUAUUCUAGGGUCUUUUAAACACUUAAAAUAAUGUAAAAGUGGAAAGUGAAGAUUAAAUAUUAUGUGUGAAACUGAGUCCAGUCAUAUCAUUCUCACUGUGUUUAUACAGUGUUUUUCACAGUCAUGGAGUUCAUGUAUUACUCUAAGCCAGUGAUGGCAAACCUUUUUGGCACUGAGUGCUCAAACUGGAGCACAUGUGCAUGUGCUGAAGCCAUGAAAACCUGAAGACCAGUUGGCCUCUGUGCAUACAUAUGCCAGCCACCCAGUUUUCUGGUUUCUGGCCAGCUGGUCUUUG